Molecule: messenger RNA, 480 nt
Organism: Colletotrichum orchidophilum
Lineage: Eukaryota; Fungi; Ascomycota; Sordariomycetes; Glomerellales; Glomerellaceae
Product: glucose oxidase
Exons: 5
Coding region: 1-480 (159 amino acids)
Source: RefSeq, a predicted model, not a curated record
AUGGCAAGCGUCCCCGUGAAGUUUACCACCGAGGUCAACUCCAUCGCGGCGGAAUCUGCCAAAAAUACCGAAGUGGAGGCCUUUGGAGACAUUGAAGGCGUCGACUUCCCCAUCGACACAGGAGCCAGCGAGCCGGGCAUCUUCUGGUACGCAACGUCCUUCGACCCAGCGACCGUGACGCAAUCGAUGGCCAGAAGAUGCCACCGGGACGGUGUUGAAGCCGCUCGGGAGAAACUACGAGACCCUCACGGGGCCACAAGGGACCUGUUCUUUGCGGGAUCCGUUGUCGACUGCCGUGCGCUGAGCAAACCGGCCGACGUGGCCGUGCAGGUCGAGUUCAUACCCUUCACACGCAGGCACUUCCUCAAGACGGAGACGCUUGUGUUCCUUUGUCCUGACUUGCCAGAUACCUGUACGCAGCAGACGGGGUAUGCCGUUGCCGAGAAGGCUGCUGACUUGAUCAAAGCACUCCGGGCGUGA